Messenger RNA from Phalaenopsis equestris, 1843 nucleotides. RefSeq names its product ubiquitin fusion degradation protein 1 homolog. Gene Ontology annotation, cellular component: VCP-NPL4-UFD1 AAA ATPase complex. The transcript is spliced from 10 exons. Lineage: Eukaryota; Viridiplantae; Streptophyta; Magnoliopsida; Asparagales; Orchidaceae. The record is from RefSeq and is a predicted model, not a curated record. The coding region runs from base 1 to 1083 and encodes 360 amino acids. Gene Ontology annotation, molecular function: polyubiquitin modification-dependent protein binding.
AUGCUAGCUGUUCUUGGUCCCGUUAUGCGGUUUCGUCUGCCUAGUGCCUCAGAACCCGUGCAUAUAUUAAUAACAGCCGAGAAUUUUUUUCGUGCUGCGAGCGAAAUUCGUCACCUCCCACCGUUUUCCUCCGCAAUCGAUAUCAGAUAUGAUUAUCUUGGAAAUUACUUUGAGCAGACAUAUCACUGCUAUCCUACAUCCUUUAUUGAUAAGCCACAGCUGGAAGGUGGUGACAAAAUUAUAAUGCCUCCUUCGGCCCUAGACCGUCUCGCAUCUUUGCAUAUUGAAUAUCCAAUGUUAUUUGAAUUGUGCAAUGCAUCAACUCAACGGACUUCUCAUUGUGGUGUCCUGGAGUUUAUUGCUGAGGAAGGGGUGGUUUACAUGCCAUAUUGGAUGAUGCAAAAUUUACUUUUACAAGAUGGGGACAUUGUGCAAAUCAAGAAUGCUACCCUACCGAAGGGAACAUAUGUCAAGUUGCAGCCACACACAAAAGACUUCUUAGACAUUUCAAAUCCCAAGGCCAUCUUGGAAAAGACAUUGAGGAACUGCUCCUGCCUCACUACGGGUGAUAGUAUCAUGGUUCCAUAUAAUAAUAAGAAGUAUUACAUAGAUAUUGUGGAAACAAGGCCUAGUUCUGCAAUUAGCAUUAUUGAGACAGAUUGUGAGGUCAAUUUUGUACCCCCGUUAGACUAUAAAGAACCUGAAGUAUCCCAGCCAUCUGUUAUAUCUCAAAAAUCACAACAUCAAGUUCAUACCCCUACAGCUGAACCUGUGGCUGAACAGAAGCACAAUCCUUUCGUGGGUUCAACGAGGCGCUUGGACGGAAAGCAUUCUAGUCUCACUGCUGAUAUUCCCAAUAUUGAGAAUUAUGGUCUGUCGGAAGCAGCAAAUGGCUCAAAUAGCUCGACGACGAGGAUGUCACAGAGCUCCACUUCACUCAAAACCUCUGGGAAACUCGUCUUUGGUUCAAAUGCCGUCCAUGCUCACAAAGAGUCUCCAAAGGUGCUCAAGGAUGAACUUCCAAAGAGAGGAGAGCCCUCGUUCCAGGCAUUAACGGGGAAGAAGUACUCGUUGAAGGGCUGAUAUCCGCUUGUAACUUGUAUUAUCAAUUUCAUUAAUAACUAAAAGGGUCGAUAUUUGGUAAAUAAUUUAGCUUCUUGUACAGCCAUUCUGUAUUAUUACUUUCCGUCAUUCAAACCAUCAUUGCAGCUGAGAUUUCCUUCACAAACUGAUUCAAAUAAGAAACAUUUGUUGGGUUCCUUGGGCUUACCACGGGGUGAAAGUUUAAAAUGGAUCAGAGUUCGUCACAUUUCAAUUGUCACUUCCUUUAGGCUCGACUGAGGUGCAACAGAGGCAAACAAUUUAAUCAAAUUAAUUUCUCACAAGCACUCAUUCUAACUUGUAGAAUCAGGACUCAGUGAGUGAUGAAUUUGUCUAACUAAAUUAUCUCAGACAUACCUAAUACAGUUCAUUUCAUCAAUUUUCACAUAUACUCGGAAGUGUGGAAAAUCGUAUUAUUAAAACAUAAAUUAAAUAGAGUUGUUACAUCCAACAAAAAUAUAAUAAGUACACAAAAGACUGCAAUCUCCUAAAAUUAUAAAUGUAAAAGUUGUAUAAGUCAUGCUUAACUACUCGCCUUGAGGCUCCUUAUCAUUUCUUAAAAGUGAAUAACAUAGCAUGAGCAACAACGAGCUCAACAAAACAAUCAAAGCUGAAAUAAAUUUUCUUACACUAAAAAGAAAUAAUGAGCAUACUCAUAGAUAACCGUACAUGUUUAUGCACAAGUCAUAAUAAGUUAGAAUUGUAUAACACAACAACAACAACAACAAAACCUUAAUCCCAC